Molecule: messenger RNA, 2019 nt
Organism: Felis catus (domestic cat)
Lineage: Eukaryota; Metazoa; Chordata; Mammalia; Carnivora; Felidae
Gene: GUF1
Product: GTP binding elongation factor GUF1
Exons: 17
Coding region: 147-1979 (610 amino acids)
Biological process (GO): positive regulation of translation
Cellular component (GO): mitochondrion
Molecular function (GO): GTPase activity; mitochondrial ribosome binding; GTP binding
Source: RefSeq, a predicted model, not a curated record
GCCGUUCGGCUCUAAUUAACUGUUUUAAAACUUGGGAGGGCCCUCCUGGCGGAUUUGGAAACGUGAAGGGCUUCCUAAACUACCUGUGGGCGCAGGUUGCGAUUCUUUAAAGGCGGCAAAGCUGAGAGCUCCAGGAAAAAAUUGACAUGUCUAGAUUCUCUGUUGAAAAUAUUAGAAAUUUCAGUAUCAUUGCACAUGUGGAUCAUGGCAAAAGUACUUUAGCUGACAGGCUCCUGGAACUAACAGGCACAAUUGAUAAAACAAAAAAUAAUAAGCAGGUUCUUGACAAAUUGCAAGUGGAGCGAGAAAGAGGAAUCACUGUUAAAGCACAGACAGCAUCUCUUUUCUAUAAUUGGGAAGGGAAGCAGUACCUUUUAAAUCUCAUUGAUACACCGGGCCAUGUGGAUUUUAGUUAUGAAGUAUCCAGGUCCCUCUCUGCAUGCCAGGGUGUUUUACUUGUGGUUGAUGCAAAUGAGGGUAUUCAAGCCCAAACUGUAGCAAACUUCUUUCUUGCCUUUGAAGCACAGCUAUCGGUAAUUCCAGUUAUAAACAAGAUCGAUCUGAAGAAUGCUGAUCCUGAAAGGGUUGAAAAACAAAUUGAAAAAGUGUUUGAUAUUCCAAGUGAUGAAUGUAUUAAGAUUUCUGCUAAACUUGGAACAAAUGUUGAAAGAGUUCUUCAGGCAGUCAUUGAAAGAAUACCUCCUCCCAAAGUACAUCGCAAAAACCCCCUGAGAGCUUUGGUAUUUGACUCCACCUUUGACCAGUAUAGGGGCGUGAUAGCCAAUGUAGCGUUAUUUGAUGGAGUGGUUUCCAAAGGAGAUAAAAUUGUAUCUGCACAUACUAAAAAGAUACAUGAAGUUAAUGAAGUAGGAGUUCUGAAUCCUAAUGAGCAGCCAGCACAUAAACUAUAUGCAGGACAGGUGGGCUAUCUGAUUGCUGGGAUGAAAGAUGUCACUGAAGCACAAAUAGGAGAUACAUUGUAUUUACAUAAACAACCAGUGGAGCCCUUGCCUGGGUUUAAAUCAGCGAAACCAAUGGUAUUUGCAGGAAUGUACCCUAUAGACCAAUCUGAAUAUAAUAAUCUGAAGAGUGCUAUAGAAAAACUGACUAUAAAUGAUUCCAGUGUCACGGUUCAUCGAGAUAGUAGCCUUGCCUUAGGUGCUGGCUGGAGGUUGGGAUUUCUUGGACUUUUGCACAUGGAAGUUUUCAACCAGCGACUAGAACAAGAAUAUAAUGCUUCUGUAAUUUUGACAACCCCUACUGUUCCAUAUAAAGCUGUUCUUUCAUCAGCAAAAUUGAUAAAGGAAUACAGAGAAAAGGAAAUUACAAUCAUCAAUCCUGCACAAUUCCCUGAAAAAUCAAAAGUAACAGAAUAUUUGGAGCCAGUUGUUUUGGGUACCAUUAUCACACCAGAUGAAUAUACUGGGAAAGUAAUGAUGCUUUGCCAGGCUCGAAGAGCAGUUCAGAAGAAUAUGAUAUUUAUUGAUCAAAAUAGAGUUAUGCUUAAAUAUCUUUUCCCUUUGAAUGAAAUUGUGGUGGAUUUUUAUGAUUCUUUGAAAUCCCUGUCUUCUGGAUAUGCUAGUUUUGAUUAUGAAGAUGCAGGCUACCAGACUGCAGAACUUGUAAAAAUGGAUAUUCUGCUGAACGGAAAUAUUGUAGAGGAGCUGGUAACUAUUGUUCACAAAGACAAAGCACACUCUGUUGGCAAAGCCGUAUGUGAACGUCUGAAGGAUUCUCUUCCUAGGCAACUGUUUGAGAUAGCAAUUCAAGCUGCUAUUGGAAGUAAAAUUAUUGCAAGAGAAACUGUGAAAGCCUAUAGGAAAAAUGUUUUGGCAAAAUGUUAUGGUGGUGAUAUUACCCGAAAAAUGAAACUUUUGAAGAGACAAGCAGAAGGAAAGAAAAAACUGAGGAAAGUUGGCAACAUUGAAGUUCCAAGAGAUGCUUUUAUAAAAGUUCUAAAGACACAAUCUGAUAAGUAAUUGUUGGAAAAAAAAUAUAAUGAAUUUUGAUAAAUUAAAA